CUAACAUUCAGACUCCUGCCGGCUGGGGCUCGACUAUGAGCAGAAACCUUGGAAGCUCGCCAAGUUCACUCUCCUUGCCUAACUCCCAGAGAGAAUCUGGAGGUGUUUCCUGAAACCAAACUAGACCUCUGUGGCCCCAAAGCAGGGGGGUCUUUGCUGUCUUCUUCCUAUAUGGGGGUAGAGGGUGGGUACGCCAGAGGAUGCCGUGUAGGAAAGCAAACCUAUUGCUGGUACAAGGGCAGCCAUCUCGUUCACUUAGGGCCGGUUUAGAGCGGUUGCUACCUGCUUGGGGGCCCCACCCUGGUAUUUGCCUCUCCCCACCUUUUCCCCUGAAGCUAAAAGCUUGAGAGCUGGGAGAAGGUGGGCCUGGGAAGGCUCUGCAAAUUGUAGCUGGGAGCCUUCGGGCAAAACCUGAGCGAAAGGGAGAGGCGGCUGGCCUAAAAUUUAGGUGGGCGGGAAGAGCCUGCGAUGGAGCUCUGACAGCUGCACAGGCGAGAGACCCUGGAGUCCUCACCCCGGGGUCGGGGGCCUAACCUGCUGAGCUGGGCCGCCCCCUCUCCACACCCACUCCCAGCACCUGGCCCGACCUAUCGGCUGGCGGCUACGCCUCCUUUGCCCUACAGUCUCGCUGCCCGUCGCACCCUGCGUGAGCCCAGUACUCGGCCGCCAGCAGGAGCUGCCAGGCUGUGGAGGGCGCCCCGGAAGCUAUGGAGGUCCUGGUCCUGGCCGGAUACCGCGCGCAGAAGGAGGACGAGCUGAGUCUGGCGCCCGAAGACUUGGUCUGGCAGGAGAUCCCAAAGACCCUGCGGGGCUCCGGAGAGGCGCGGAGACCGCGCUGCGCGCGCCGCCGAAGUCAUCCUGCCAAAUUGCCGGGCCCCCAAAGAUGGUGCAAAGUGAACUUCAACUACAGCCCAGAGCAGGCGGACGAGCUGAAGCUGCAAGCUGGGGAGAUCGUAGAAAUGAUAAAGGAGAUUGAGGACGGCUGGUGGCUGGGGAAGAAGAACGGGCAGCUGGGAGCCUUCCCAUCCAACUUUGUGGAAUUGCUGGACACUGGGCCCCCAAGCCUUGAUAACCCAGACAUGCCUUCAGUCAGCCCUGAUCCCCAGCGGCCUCCCAAGCUGAGCAGCCUGACAUAUGACUGCCCUCCAGACUACCUGCAGACAGGGGCUGCUGACAGAUGCAGGAAGCUUGGCUACAGAGGACAGUGGACUGACCUCUUCCCAGUCUCCCACCCUGAGGCCUACAGAGUCCUGUUUGACUACCAGCCUGAGGCCCCAGAUGAGUUGGCUCUGCGGAGGGGCGACGUGGUGAAAGUACUAAGCAAGACCACAGGGGAUAAGGGCUGGUGGGAAGGAGAAUGUCAAGGACGAAGAGGAGUUUUUCCAGACAACUUCGUACUCCCAUCACCCCCAAUCAAGAAGCUAGUCCCACGGAAAAUGGUAUCUCAGGAAUCAGCUCCUAUUAAGGAACCAAAAAAGUUGAUGUCCAAAGCAUCCCUCCCUACAGUCAAGAAGUUAGCAGCAGCCCCCACUGGGCCCAGCAAAGCCAAGACGUCUCGGACACCCAGCAGGGACAGUCAGAAGCCCACCUCCCGAGACUCAGGCCCCAGUGGCGGCUUCCAAAGUAGAGCUUCGUGCCACACUGGCCGAAAGCGAUCCAAAACCCAGACUCCCCAGCAACGCUCUGUGUCCAGCCAGGAGGAAGAGCAGAGCAGCCCAGCAAAGGCCCCCUCUGUGAAGAGAACCCCCAUGCUGGACAAGACCACCACCCCAGAGAGGCCCCCAGCUGUGGAAAAGGCCCCCAGCUCCAAGAAGAUCCCAGCUCCUGACAGCGUCCCCUCCCCAGAGAAGACCCUCCCAGGGAACUCCACCUUGGGAAAGAUGCCGGCUCCUGACAAAGUCCCCACCUCAGAGAAGAUGGUGACUCUGGAGGAAAAGACCUCUGUCCCGGAGAACUCCAUCCCAGAGAAGACCCCAACUACAGACAAAUCCUCCAUUCCAGAAAGGCUCUUUUCCAUGGAAGAGGCUCCUGCCCCAGAAGUCCCACCUAUGAAUAAAGUCCUUGAUCCAAAGAUGGCCCCUCUGGGCAAUGAGGCCCCCACCCUAGAAAAGGUCUUGACCCCAGAGCUUUCUGAAGAGGUGUCCACCAGCAGUGACACUCAGUGCUAUCACUGCUCUCCAGAGGAAGGCCUGCAGAAGGUCAAGUCCUUUGUAGCCAGAGAGGCUCAAGCCCAGGAGAGGGUCCACAGGCCAGCAGCACCCUCACUCCAGCCUCCUUCCUCCAAGAGGUGCCUGGGCGGGAUGAAAUGCCCCCUAGUUAGAGGGGACAGCUCCCGACCCCAGGCUGAGUUGAAGUCUGGGCCAGCAUCCCGGCCUGCCCUAGAGAAGCCCCCCACCCAGGAAGAGGCUACCCCUCUUCUAGAGGGGGCACCUUCCAAAGACCAGAGGACUCCUGAAGAGGAGGUGCCCCCCAAUGAGGAGAGGCCUCUGAGAGAGGAGGUGCUCCCCAAAGAGGGAGUGGCUUCCAAAGAGGAGGUGCCCCCAAAAGAGGAAUUACCCCCAAAAGAGGUGCUCCCCAAAGAGGAAGUGGCUCCAAAAGAGGAGGUGCCCCCUAAUGAAGGAGUCUUUGCCCAAAAAACACGUCCUAUCAAGCCCCCUCCAGACUCCCAAAAGAUGCUGACACUCCCCACCCUGGUCCCACAAAACUCCUCGGAAAGCAAGAAUGAGGGAGUCGAUGUAACAAUGCUGAAGGGCGAGGUGGAGUCUCUAAGGAGGGCGCUGGAGCUGAUGAGGGUGCAGCUGGAGAAAAAGCUGACGGACCUCUGGGAGGAGCUGAAGAGCGAGAAGGAGAAGCGCCAGCGGCUGGAGGUCCAGCUGAUGCAGGGGACCCAGAAGUGCCAGACCCAGCACAUCACCCACGCACAGACGCAGACCUCCUGAGGACGGGCCUGGGAAGGGGCCGCGGCCCGACCUGGCUGGGGCCACCCACGUUCUUGCACACGACUUUGGGAAACACGAGAAAGUAAAUUCUGCUUCGCACA
Callithrix jacchus (white-tufted-ear marmoset) is the source of this 3040-nucleotide messenger RNA. It is a transcript of the gene MNMIP1, whose product is annotated as SH3 domain containing 21. The record is from RefSeq and is a predicted model, not a curated record. Gene Ontology annotation, biological process: cell migration; actin filament organization. Gene Ontology annotation, molecular function: protein binding. NCBI's taxonomy places the organism in Eukaryota, Metazoa, Chordata, Mammalia, Primates, Cebidae.